AUGAACGUCAUACGGACAGCAACCAUUCUACGAGUACCAACGACACGACCACUCCCGUUCUCACCGCUCCCCCGAUCCCAUAUUCCACCUAUUUCCCCCCGACGAUCCAUCUCCAGUAUCACCACAAUCCUCGCCACCAUGCCAGCAGAAGACCCAACCCUCCUCUCCUCCACAACCGUCCUAACAACCUCGAUAAUAACCUUCAUCUCCGGCUUUUUGUUAGGUGUCUAUUCCCUAACCGGCCACCUCAUCCCCCCCUCCCUCCGCCACGAGCGUGAAGCCCAAUGGAAAGAUCCCGUGGAAUCAGAAGAAAGCGACAUUGACGAGGAAGACACAAUCCUCGACCACGCCCCCAACUGGUCCAAUGGUUUCGAGGCAGACAAAAAACAGGGAUUGCGCGCCAGCACCUCUCAACCGAUAACCGAGGAGUGCAAGCUUGUGCUGGUGGUGAGGACUGACUUGGGCAUGACGAAGGGGAAAAUUGCUGCCCAGGCUGGCCACGCAACGCUGGCUUGCUACAAGACGUUGAGCAAAGCUGCCUCCAAAGACCCAAACGGAAAGGCGGCACAGAUCCUCAAGGCGUGGGAGCGGCGCGGGCAGGCCAAGAUUGCGGUUCAGGUCAAGAGUGAGGAGGAGCUUUUGUUGCUGCAGGGGACGGCGAGGAGCUUGGGGAUUACGGCUGAGGUGAUUGCCGAUGCGGGGAGGACACAGAUUGAGAGUGGGAGUUUGACUGUUCUUGGUGUUGGGCCCGCGCCAAAGAGCGAGGUGGAUGGUGUUACCGGCGGGCUGAAGCUUUUGUAA
Molecule: messenger RNA, 801 nt
Organism: Podospora anserina S mat+
Lineage: Eukaryota; Fungi; Ascomycota; Sordariomycetes; Sordariales; Podosporaceae
Exons: 2
Coding region: 1-801 (266 amino acids)
Cellular component (GO): cytosol; mitochondrion
Molecular function (GO): peptidyl-tRNA hydrolase activity
Source: RefSeq, a predicted model, not a curated record